ACCCACUCGUCUUUCGUCCCCUUUUCUACUCACCUCUCUCAUCGAAAACCCAACACACCUGCCCCCCCUCAAGAACAACACACCAUUAACUCCAACAAAUUCACUGUUCAAUUCAAUCCAAUCCAAUCCAAAACCACCAAUCAACCCCACAAUUCAUCAAACAAGAUUCACCCUACUAUCAAAUUCAUCCUUUUUCACUCAAUUCACCCUCAAAUUUCGAAACUUUUUGUUGUUUUCAUCACAAGAACAGCUCGAAUUCGAAAACCCAGUUGUUACUUUUGUUAAUAAUGCGAGAAAAAUUGUGGGUUUUGUUAAUGGUGGGUUGUCUGAUCUGGGUUUCGUCUGUAGCUGUGAUUUGAUGUUUAUGGAAGAUUAAUUUGAGAUAUUUAAUGGAGUUCAAGAUUGUUUUUUCUAGAAGGAAAUGUUGGACUGAGCUAUUAGUUCUACAGGUUCUAUUAGUUUUACUAUUUUUCGACAUCAUACAAGCGAAACACCACCAUAACGAAUUACAACAGAGAGAGCCUGUAAAAGGCGGUGAAGAUAUCGCAUCACAUUCUUGUAUCCACGAUGAAAUAAUCGAACAAAGAAGAAAACGUUCCGGAAACAAGGUUUAUUCGGUAACUCCACAAGUUUAUCAAGCUGCUGAUACUGAGCCUCUUCAUCGCACCGGAAGGGCAUUAUUGGAAAUCCCAAAAGUUUCGGGCUUUUCUAAAAACGCUAAACAACCCAUCAGAAUUUAUUUGAAUUAUGAUGCUGUGGGUCAUUCGCCCGCUAGAGAUUGUAGAAACAUUGGUGAUAUAGUAAAAUUAGGUGAACCACCUGCAGCUUCUCAUUUGGGUACACCUUCGUGUAAUCCUCGCAAUGAUCCUCCGAUAUUUGGUGAUUGUUGGUAUAAUUGCACUUCGGAUGAUAUAGCUGGCGAGGAUAAACGGCGUCGUCUUCGAAGGGCUUUAGGGCAGACAGCAGACUGGUUUAUGAGAGCGUUGGCUGUUGAGCGUGUACGAGGAAACCUUCGGUUAAGUGGUUACUCUGCUUGUGGUCAAGACGGUGGUGUUCAACUUCCACGUGAAUAUGUUGAAGAGGGUGUUGCUGAUGCUGAUUUGGUUCUUCUGGUGACUACAAGGCCCACCACCGGCAAUACUUUAGCAUGGGCGGUAGCCUGUGAACGUGAUCAAUGGGGUCGUGCAAUUGCCGGACAUGUGAAUGUCGCCCCUCGUCACUUAACAGCGGAAGCAGAAACGUUACUUUCGGCUACCCUCAUACACGAAGUGAUGCAUGUUCUUGGGUUUGACCCUCACGCGUUCGCUCAUUUUAGAGAUGAGAGAAAAAGACGUCGAAGUCAGGUUACCGAACAGAUAAUGGAUGAAAAGCUUGGGAGGAUGGUGACACGUGUCGUGCUGCCACGCGUUGUUAUGCAUUCACGCCAUCAUUAUGGGACAUUCUCCGAGAAUUUCACGGGGCUGGAACUGGAAGACGGUGGGGGCCGCGGAACUUCAGGAUCUCAUUGGGAGAAAAGGCUUUUAAUGAAUGAAAUUAUGACGGGUUCCGUUGAUACACGUUCAGUGGUUUCAAAGAUGACGUUAGCUUUACUUGAAGAUAGCGGUUGGUACGAGGCUAAUUAUAGUAUGGCGGACCGUCUUGAUUGGGGCCAUAAUCAAGGGACAGAGUUUGUUACGGGCCCUUGUAACCUUUGGAAAGGGGCUUAUCAUUGCAACACAACACAGCUAACGGGUUGUACAUAUAAUCGGGAAGCCGAGGGUUAUUGCCCAAUUGUAAAUUAUAGUGGCGAUCUUCCUUCGUGGGCCCGUUAUUUUCCUCAACCUAAUAAAGGUGGACAAUCGUCAUUGGCUGAUUUUUGCACGUAUUUUGUAGCGUAUUCUGAUGGUUCAUGUAUAGACACUAACAGUGCACGAGAGCCCGAUAGAAUGUUGGGUGAAGUACGCGGAAGUAACUCGAGGUGUAUGUCCUCUUCAUUAGUAAGAAACGGCUUUGUUAGGGGUUCUAUGACCCAAGGAAACGGUUGUUAUCAACGAAGAUGUGUAAACAAUACGUUGGAGGUUGCUGUUGAUGGCAUUUGGAAGGUAUGCCCUGAAGCCGGUGGGCCGAUCCAGUUUCCGGGCUUUAACGGUGAACUGAUCUGCCCAUCAUAUCACGAACUCUGUAGCGUUGACCCUAUUUCGAAAUCCGGGCAGUGCCCGAACUCAUGCAACUCCAAUGGCGACUGUGUUGACGGAAAAUGUCACUGUUUUAUUGGGUUCGAUGGCCAGGAUUGUAGCAAACGGUCCUGCCCUAGCAAUUGUAGUGGAAACGGGAAAUGCUUAAAAAACGGUGUUUGUGAAUGCGCAAACGGAUACACCGGGAUCGAUUGCUCAACCGCUGUAUGUGAUGAACAAUGCAGUCUUCAUGGUGGAGUGUGUGAUAAUGGUGUGUGUGAAUUCCGGUGCUCCGAUUAUGCAGGGUACACCUGUCGGAACACUUCGAAUCUUCUUGACAGCCUGUCGAUUUGUAAAGAUGUUUUAGCGAACGAUGGUGACGGCCAACAUUGUGCACCGAGUGAAUCGAGCAUUUUACAACAGCUUGAGGAAGUUGUUGUCAUGCCGAAUUAUAACCGGUUGUACCCAACGGGUGCGAGAAAAAUUCUCAACAUUUUUAGAGGCAGAAAUUGUGAUAAAGCUGCGAAACGACUAGCUUGUUGGAUAUCAAUACAAAAAUGUGAAAAGGACGGUGACAACAGAUUACGAGUGUGUCACUCAGCAUGCCAAGCGUACAAUAUGGCGUGUGGGGCCUCGUUGGAUUGUUCGGAUCAAACCCUUUUCAGCGAAGAAGGUGAAGGGGAGGGGGAAGGAGUGUGCACAGGUUGGGGUGAAAUGGAAUCAUGGUUUUGAGAGAUAAUUUGUAACUGUGACAUUCAUGUAAAUCAUAGGUAGUUUUUUACUUUACCCGAGUCAAUCGUGUUUGGGCGGGUUUAGUGUAUAAUUUAGGGUUUAGGUCAUAGCACAAAGUGCUAAUGGCUUUAGAAUUAGGGUUGCAAUUUCCUAACCCAAGAGUUUUUUUACUUGGUGAAAUGUAAGAAGAAUGUUAUGGAUUACAAGGAAAAGAUCAAAAAAGGGAAGAUUUGCUUGCUUGCUA
This is a messenger RNA of Helianthus annuus (common sunflower), 3129 nucleotides long. RefSeq lists its product as uncharacterized. Gene Ontology annotation, biological process: proteolysis; cell adhesion. The record is from RefSeq and is a predicted model, not a curated record. The coding region runs from base 390 to 2885 and encodes 831 amino acids. The transcript has 16 exons. NCBI's taxonomy places the organism in Eukaryota, Viridiplantae, Streptophyta, Magnoliopsida, Asterales, Asteraceae. Gene Ontology annotation, cellular component: cytoplasm; membrane. Gene Ontology annotation, molecular function: metalloendopeptidase activity.